GUUCCGCCUCCUUGCGUCACUUCCGUAAACAAAGGGCAUUGUGAAGGCGAGAGCUCCGGGAUGUGACCCCGGCUCAAGCUGCAGCUGUAGCAUCGGCGGCUGCAGCUGCGGCGGUGACUUCAGAGGCCCCGGGGUCCUUGCAGGUUGAGGAAGAGGACCCCGAUCCCCUUCUUCCCCAGGUUAUAAGAAGCUGGCCUUGGUGCAGUAAGGAACUUAAAACAAUGGAGGAGCGCAAAGUGAAGAGGAGGAGUCCUAAGUCUUUUAGUGCCCACUCUACUCAGGGUGUUAAUGCCAAAAAAAAUGCCAUUCCAGUUAGUAAAAGCACGGGGUUUUCAAAUCCUGCAUCACAGUCAACUUCACAGCGACCAAAGUUAAAAAGAGUGAUGAAAGAAAAGACCAAACCUCAGGGUGGAGAAGGCAAAGGCGCUCAGUCAACCCCGAUCCAGCACUCCUUCCUCACCGACGUCUCCGAUGUCCAGGAGAUGGAGAGGGGGCUCCUCAGCCUUUUGAAUGACUUCCACUCUGGAAAACUCCAAGCAUUCGGAAAUGAAUGUUCCAUUGAACAGAUGGAACAUGUUCGGGGAAUGCAGGAGAAAUUAGCUCGCUUGAAUUUGGAGCUCUAUGGGGAGCUAGAGGAACUUCCUGAGGAUAAGAGAAAAGCAGCCAGUGACUCCAAUCUGGAUAGGCUUCUGUCUGAUCUAGAAGAAUUGAAUUCUUCCAUAAACCCUAGAGCUGCACUGUCCAAUAUGGCAGCCACUAGCCAAGUAACUACUGAGCACACGCAGUGUCGGCAACAUGGAUUGACAUGUGCUUUAAGUAUAACGUGCACACCUGAUUUCAAAGAUUUAGAAUGAAAAGAUGUAAACUAUCUCAAUAUUUUUAUGAUUACAUGUUGAAAUGAUAAUUUCAUGAUUAUGAGUAUAAGUAAAAUAUUUUUAAAACUAUGUCUGUGGCUUACAUUAUAUUUCUAUUGGACAGUACUGCUGUAGACUUUAGACAUUGCCACUGAGUUAUUCUUCCUAAAACAUCACUUUCAUCUUGCCAUUCUUGUUUCUUACGAAGUUUUUACUAUGUCAGAUUUCUAAAAGGUUCUCAGUAAUUUGAUCACAGCGUAUUCAUCCUGUUAUAGUUUUCAUUAUUUUUCAUUCCCACCAAGUUGGCUCUCUGGAUGCCCAAGUUCAUGCUCACCUUAAUGCCUUAGUUCAGGUUGUACUUUCUACCUAGAGUUGCUCUGGCCUCCCCCUUCUCCUUAUCAAAUAACACUCAAGCUGACCACUUCCAUAAAGCAUUUUGUUUGUACCCCAAACUAGCAUUCUGUGUUAUUUCAUUAUCUGUUGAUAUGUGUUAAAUCUCAACCUUCCAAUUGAACAAGAUAUGUCUCUGACGGCACAGCUCAUGUCUGUACAUUUUUGCAAACGUCUGCUGUACACGUAUUCCUAGCAUUUAGUUGUCCUCAGUAUAUCCAGAUCAUUGUUGAGUCUUGAAUUGAGUCUUGAAAAACAGGUGGCAAGUGGAUCAUAUAUAUGAAAGAGGAAAAUGAAAGGCAGUGAUGAGAAGGGAAUGGAAUAAACUAUGCAGGAAUUUUAUUCUAUUUCCAGUUUUCUUGAAGAAUAAUUCAGAGGAUUAUAGGAAAGGUUUUAGAGCUAUGACGAUUUUAUUUCAUUCUCUUGGACUUUCACAAAGAAAUUAUUUUCCCAAGGAAAUGAAGUGGUGUUGUCUUUUCAAGUGAAUUUUGUUAAUCCAGUAAGUUUUCAUAUUUGCCUCUAAUCAGCUUCUUACCAUGAAAAUGAUUCUUGCUGCAUUAAAAUAAUUCUGUGCUCUAUUAGAACCUGGAACAUAGUCUUUUUUCUUUUUUUUAAGCCCUAUUUUUUAUUUUUAUUUUUUCUUUUUUUGGCUGCGUUGGGUCUUCGUUGCUGCGCGUGGGCUUUCUCUAGUUGCGGCGAGUAGGGGCUACUCUUCGUUGUGGUGCAUGGCCUUUUCAUUAUGGUAGCUUCUCGUUGCGGAGCACAGGCUCUAGGUGCGCGGCUUCAGUAGUUGCGGAGCACAGGCUCCAGGCGUGCGGGCUUCAGUAGUUGCAGCGCGUGGGCUCAGUAGUUGUGGAAUACAGGCUCUAGGCAUGUGGGCCUCAGUAGUUGUGGCUCACGGGCUCUAGAGAGCAGGCUCAGUUGCUCCAUGGCACGUGAGAUCUUCCCGGGCCAGAGAUUGAACCUGUGUUCCCUGCAUUGGCAGGCGGACUCUUAAUCACGGCGCCACCAGGGAAGUCCUGGAACAUAGUCUUGAAUCAGUGAUUUGUUUUUAAAUCUUCAAAUUCUAGACAUAGUAAAAUUACUUUACUCCAUUUAAAGAUUGUCUUACCACAUCCAAGUUUCUCAAUAGCAGCAUAGGCACUUUCCCUUUAAACAUACUUCUUUUUUUAUUACCUCUGUCUCUUAGCUCUUGAAUGUAAUUUCCAGAAACUUAAAAGAAGUACUCAUUAGAGAAUGAGAAUCUUCU
This is a messenger RNA of Globicephala melas (long-finned pilot whale), 2493 nucleotides long. RefSeq names its product coiled-coil domain containing 28A (gene CCDC28A). The record is from RefSeq and is a predicted model, not a curated record. NCBI's taxonomy places the organism in Eukaryota, Metazoa, Chordata, Mammalia, Artiodactyla, Delphinidae.